Molecule: messenger RNA, 6504 nt
Organism: Phalacrocorax carbo (great cormorant)
Lineage: Eukaryota; Metazoa; Chordata; Aves; Suliformes; Phalacrocoracidae
Source: RefSeq, a predicted model, not a curated record
UGGAACUCUCUGGCCUCGUUGUCGCCUUUCGGGGUCCUUCGGGAAGCCGGGGGUUGGGCCCGGCGGGGGGAACCCCGGCGCCCGGUCACCCCUUGGCGAUCCGCGAGGAACGGCAAUGAUCGGCGCUCGCUCGGGAAGGGAUGCAGAACUGCCGGCCCCGGUGUUUGCAUCGAAAUCAGCUCUGAUAGUUAGGAGUCAAAAUUAGCAGCUUGGUUUUUAAAAUUCUGUUCCUUUAUGUGGAGACUUGGCCGUAUAAGGACGGUUCUGUGCUAUGGAAACAACAGAUGACAACUGAGCUGUUCCUCAGCCCAGUUAUAGCUCAAUUAAUAUUUUUUUAAUAUUGCGAGCAGACUUCUAAUGAGGUUAUGAAACGAGCCUGUGUCACAGCUAAGUCCCACCCAUUUGCUGUGCUGCUGAGAUAGGCCACCCAUGAUUUCAUCCCAGGGAGACGGGGGGACCAGUGUAGCCCCCACCAUUGCCAUCCAGCUGCUCCAGAGGCACUCGCAGCUCUGCUUUAUCUGUCAGGUUGGGUGCCUGGUAACCUCCAAGUUUUUCAGACUUCUGACCACUAGAAAAAGAAGAAGGGCUUUUUUUUUCUUCUUCUUUCAUUUAUUCCAAGAAGCUCUGCCAAAGUGAUGUGUGUAUCUGUGAUAACUUCCUUCCAAUUCUUGCGUUUUCAGCCCUACCUGAAGAAGAUAGGUUGAGUGAGUACCUGGAAAACAUUUCUGCUAAAGCCAAACAGACUCCAGUAAACCAGGGAAAAAAUGGACUGUUGUCCAUCAGUUUACUGCUGAUGGAAAUAAUUUUUUUAUACUUGUGAAACUAUCUGUUAGAGAUACAUCUCUAUGUACUUAGAAAUAAUGAAAACAUAAAUCUGUAAAAGCUAGUAGCAUGUCCUUGCAAGCCCUGUAAAGAAGAAUGGUUGUGCUUUGAAGGUGUUGUGCUUCCUUAAGGCAGCAGGGAUUUUUUCUUAGUAUUAUCACAGACUACUAAGAUGAUAUUUCUUAAUGUCUCUUUUUGUUCUUCAUCUGUGAAAUGAUCAUAAGGUUUUUUUUCAGUCCUGGAACACAGUAUGAAUUCACCAGGGUAUAGAAGAUGCUGAAAUAGGCACUAUAGACUAUCUGAUUACUCGGUGUAUUUCAAGUGUUUUGUUGGUGAAAAUACGGAAACUGGAAGAAUAUUUUAGUCUCUCUACAGCCAUUCUUGUAAACUGCUGCUUUCAGUGCUGGUAAUGUCAUACUUGGGCCUAAGAUAUGGAAAACUGUGAUGUGGUGAAUACUGUACAAGAAAUCCCUUCAUCUUCUGCAGGCUCUGAUCUCAGAAAUACUCACAGCUCUGUUUGUAACUUGAAUUGUAACAGAAGUCCCUCAUCCAAUCCUGAUGGAGUUUCUGGUCACUCAGGGAAUACCAGGUCCUCAUUAACACCUGGAUCUGUUGAGCUGCUUACCUCUUUUAUGCAGGAUAUCCAGAAUGUUGGAAGUGCUGACUCAGAAAUUGUGAAGAAUUGUGAGACAAGGUGGCUACAGUUAUUGAGACUGAUAGAAAAACAAUGUCAGGAACAAAUAGUUGCCCAGCAAGAGCAGUUCCACCAUCAAAUCCAACUGAUUCAGGAUGAGAUAAGGCAGUUAGUGAAAUUACAGACCAGCAGCUGCCGUGCCAGCAAGAGCAGAAGUUUGCCUGCCAAGCUUCCAGACACUUUUUCAUCACCAGAAAGUCAAAUGGGAAUGCGUUCUGAAACUUUUGAAGAAAAUGAGUGCAUUGUCAACCAACUUAGAUCUAAUGAAGCAGAAAGUCAGCCACAUGCAUCCGAUCUGCAUCAGGAAUGUUUUGCAAACGAUGCUUCAAUGAAUAGUGGGUAUGGUACGCUUUCUGCCUCCGAACUGACCCCUAGCGAAUCUAACGACAGUAACAAGUGCACGGACCACACGGACAAAACUUCACAAGGACAGGGUGAUGCAGCAGUAUUGCAGAGUGAUGCAGCUGAAUCCAGUGUCCAAAAUAAAAGAGAAUUUUUCCCCCAAAAAAGAGAGGAAAAUUUUUCACCAGGAAGGAAUGAUACUUCAGUUUUUCCUGCUGAGUUUGAACAUAAAAUUGAUGAAGCUCAAUGUGGAAAAAAAACGAGUAAAUCUUUAACGUCAUGGGCACAAAAGUUGAAACAAAAUCAGCCAAAAAGAGUACAUGCUGGAGAAGUAUGUGUGAACUCUAUGCAAGAAAAUGAGCAAGCAAAGAAAUUACCACUUGAGAACACAAACCUUACUGAUGCAGCUUUGCCACCUUACACUUUUUACCUCAAUCAACCAAAUGAAAGUCCAAAUUCUUUAGUGUCUGAAGCUUCAGGACUUUCAUACUGGAAAUUAGAUGAAAAGGAGAUGUAUCACUCUUUACCAGAGAAUUUUAGAAGCGAGUUCGCUGAUAUUUUCUCCACAAAAGUAUCACCUGAUCAGUUGUCGUCAUUGAAGGAUAUUUAUCAUAAAAGACAAAGAGAGAAUAAGCAGCUGCCAGACCAGGAUUUUAUGCCUUCUUCCCAGUCAAGUCACCCACCAGAGAUCUUGACGUUGGACCCAACCCUGCAUAUGAAACCAGGUCAGCGGAACCAAGGACGCUGUUUUUUCAAUAUUCCUGAAGAGACAACUACUUUUUCUCCAGACUCUAUGGUGGAGCCCAGAAUUUCAAGUCAUUGUGACACAGACUCUUUUUCACAGACAAGUAAUUCAUCUCAGUUAGAUGAUUCUCCAAAAUAUCCUGCUAGCAGCAUAGCUGUGCAUUUGGACCUCUGGAGAAAUCACCCAUUCCAAAAUGAAAACAAGACCAGCUGUCCCUUUCCAAUGGCAUAUACGGAUGCUAGUAAUGAUAAUUUAGUCAACACUGAGGAGGAAGAAACACUGACUCUAACUCCAUCUUCUCUUAGUCAGUGUGCUGACAACAGUUUGCCAGAAUGUAGUCUUUCAGUGACAUCUGUUGAAGAUCCUGUGAUAAUGUCAAAGAUUAGGCAGAACUUGAGGGAAAAACAUGCUCGACACAUAGCUGAUCUACGAGCUUACUAUGACUCUGAGAUACAUAGCUUAAAACAGCAGCUAGAGGCAAGCCAUAAAAUUGCUGCAUCCGGAGACUUGAAGAAAAUAAAUCAAAAUCUUGUUGACAGGUGUGACGAGUUAGAUGCAGCUCUGAAUGAAGCAAGUGCUCGCAUAAAAGCCCUUGAAAAUAAGAAUAAUAUGCUAGAAAAGCAAGUGACAGAUUGGCGGGAACGCUUUUAUGCGGUCAGUAAUACUUCCAAGGUUUUGCAAGAACGUAUUGAAGAAAUGCGCACAAAUAAUAAAGAGAAGGAUAACACUAUCAGUCGACUAAAAUCAAGGCUUAAAGAUCUAGAGGAAGCAUUUGAAAAGGCUUACAAGUUGUCUGAUAAUAAAAAUACAAGGCUAAAGGAAGAAAAUAAAAUGUUUCAAAAUCUUUUAGGAGAAUAUGAGUCCCUUGGAAAAGAACAUGAAAGAGUAAAGGAUACAUUAAAUGCAACUGAAAACAAAUUGCUUGACGCAAACACACAGAUAUCUGAUCUGAAAAGGACAAUUUCAAAACUUGAAGCUCAGCUCAAGCAGGUAGAACAUGAAAAUAUGUUGAAACUUCGCCAUAUUACUGAAAGUCAUUUAAGAACCUCCUGUGCCAACAAGUUGGCAACUCCUGAUGUCAGCAGGCGAAAGUGGUUGAUACCAGGAGCAGAGUAUUCAAUCUUCACCGGCCAGCCUUUGGAAGUCCAGGAAGGUCCAAAAGAUAACAGAUUAGAAGAAACCUAUAUUCCUUCUUGGCACCAUUCUCCUCCUGAAAAAGACUCCUCACAAGAAGACUCUUCAACAAACACAAUAGAAAAGAAAGAAAAUGGGAUGUCAGAAGCACCAAUUAUAAAAGCCUUUAAAGAACUUGAAGAAGGAAAAGCAUUUAAAGAUUGGGGUACACAAACAGAAAAAGACGACACAUCAACUAAAACAUCAAAUCGACGUCAAACUGUUGGGUUUGAAACUUCUUUAGUUGCUAACCGAUCCCCAGAGAAAGCUAAAGACCAACACAGACUGAAACGGUACAGCUCCCCUUCUGGCCAGAGGUCAUCGUCCCUUCCUCCUUCCAACAGGAAAUCAAAUACUCCAACAAGAAGAGAGAUAAUGUUGGCACCAGUGUCUGUAACAUACAGCCCAAAACGAUCUCCAAAAGAAAACCUCUCUCCUGGAUUUAGCCAUUUGCUUAGCAAAAAUGAAAACACAGUGACAAGAUUUGAUAUACUUCUAGAUGACCUGGAAACUGGUCCUACAACUACUUCACAGCACAGUAAUCCAAGAAAAAAGCUCCAGUUUCUCUCACUAGAUGAUAUAGAAGGAAGGCAGCAUUCUGGUGUCAGACACAGCUCUUGUGCUGAAUCCGUCAAUACUGGAAUGAAGAAAGCAACAGCUUGGGAUGAGAGGAGUGUAGCACAAAAAUAUGAGCCAGUGCUAUCGCCUUGUGAGGGAGACUUCAAGUAUGCAGCAAGGAUUAAGUCUCUGGCUGAAACAGAGAGGCUUUUUGAUGAGCUGACUCAAGAAAAGCAACAGAUUGAGGCUGCAUUGAGUCGAAUACCUUGUUCUGGUGGAAGAAUGACCUUGCAAGCAAGAUUAAAUCAGGAAGCCCUGGAAGAUCGCUUGGAAAGGAUUAAUAGAGAUUUGGGGUCAAUACGCAUGACACUGAAAAGAUUUCAUGUUUUACGUACCUCUGCAAAUCUUUGACGAUUCUCUCUUGAAAGCAAAUAUGCUUUUUUUUUUCCUUUGCACUAAUAUGUAAUUAUGCACUCAGUAAAUGCAAAAUGUUUUGUAUUUUUAUAAACCCUCAAUAGUAGUUUUACAACCAUGUUGCCCUUUACAAACAGCAAUAUUUUAUACUUCAAACAGCCACCUAUAUUUUAAACAUAUUUUUGUUACACUUGAGAAAUCAAUGUUUAUCCUGUAUUGUAAUAUUUUUAGAAAUAUUAAUUAUUUUUAAAUAGUUAUAUUCAAUUUAUAAUAAGAAUAAGAAACUAAAAGGCAGCUUUUUUUCAGAAAAUGAUAGUGUUAUCCUUUUGCACUUCAUUUUCCUCAUCAUUUUAUAAAUAUUUAUGGUAUGAUGUAAAUAUUAGCCGAUAGGAAAUUUUGAACUUUAAUACAAAAACCAACCUGUGCUAAAGAUAACUACUGUGAUAUGGUAAAUCCUUUUAAUUUAAAACUUAUGACAUGCAUAUUUUUCAUUGUGACAAAACUGUGAGCAAUACUUUCCUUGUGGCUGGCUGGCUGCAAAUUGCUGUGUGUUUUGCUAGUUCGGUUGCUGCUGGCUGUGUUAGGAAAAUACUCUCUAAAUUAUUUGGUGUCGUCUCCCAACAGUCACAGUGAGUAACAUUCUGAUCCCGCACGGAGCAGGAUUCACAAGAUUGACAGCAGCCGUCCUGUCUCCCAGUGAGCAACUCGACUCCAGCUGACGCUCCAGGACUGUAACUACUUAACCAAAGUUACUGUUUUAAUAUGCCAGGCUGUGUUUUGUGCCAUGCCAGUGUUCUGAUCGCGUACGUUUCCAAAUCAAAUCCAAGCUGUAUUUGUGAACAUACAUGCAUUUUUUUCUUGGUGAAAAAUACAUAUUUGCUAGUUGGCAUAUUGCUGAAUUACUGUCCAACAUUGAUACUUUAGUUUGUAUUUUAAUAUUCAAUAAAUGUUUAAUUAGAUUCUUUCCUCCUGCCCAAGAACAAUAAUAGGUUCUGGGAUAUUACAUCAGCGAUAAUGUAGGUUUUAAUCAUAUUGUGUGUUUCAAAUUCUGCCCUCGUUCAAGAUGUUUAGCCACCAAUGAUGUGAUUAUAAGGCCAGAAUAGCUGUCAUAAAGGAAGUUUAUGAAGGUCUGAUUCUAAAAUUAGAGGGCUGUGUUUUGAGAGAUUUGAUGAAGAACCAUCUUACCCAGGCACAGUCUUUAAAAAAAAAAAAAAAAAUUUUUUUUGCAGCCACUUCUGCCUUGUGGGUUCUUUUAAUACAAGAUCAGAGCUGGGGAGAAGUUGAGGAUGUUGGUUACUCAUUUUCCCCUUUACUCUAAAAUGCAGAAAUUUGGCCUGAAUGCUUGGAGCUAACUUGUUCAAAUAUACUUCCAGGUACAAGAACAGCAGUACAAUUUUGCUGGUAUUCCAUAUUCUUACUUGUCAUUUUUACUCAGAAGGGGUUGAGGGAGGAAAAAAAGAAUCUUGACUUUUCCCACUGUUUUAAGUUAUUAACAGGUACAGUUUCAAAAGGAAAAAUCUUGUUGGCUGAAUGUUACAUCACAGGAAAAUAUGAGUUCACUAAUGGUCUUGUUUUCUUUCAUCAGCACUACAGCAAAACCAAACAAUUCUUUUUCCUGACAGACAUUAGAAAGAAGGAGGUAAAUCAGUUUGGCUAUUUCACAGCCUUUCCUUAUAACCUCUCUUUAUCUCCACUCCAUUCUUUCCAGUGCUAUUCAUAUUAAUGUACUCUUUUUUUAUUACAUUCAGAAAACUGA